AUGGAGUCCAAAACAAUUCGCAUAGCCUUAGUUUCAGCCCCUGUAUACAGCCAUCUUCGCUCAAUUCUUGAAUUUGCUAAACGAUUAAUUCUACUCGACCAAGAUCUUCAUGUAACUUGCUUAGUUCCUAUUAAUGGUUCUCCAUGCAACAAAACCAAAGCGCUUCUCCAGUCUCUUCCACCAACCAUAGACUAUAUUUUCGUUUCGCCAAAAAACUUGGAGGAUGAGGUACAAGAUACUCACCCUGCAUUCCUAGUUCGAACUUUGAUAACCAGAUCUGUGCCUUUGAUUCACGACGAAGUGAAGAAAUUAAUUUCAAAAUCGAGGCUUAUUGCCAUAAUUUCUGAUGGUAUAAUAACCCAAGUUUUAGAAUUAGUCAAAGAUCUUAAUGUGUUGUCUUAUACAUAUUUUCCCUCCUCAGCUAUGUUACUAGCACUAUGCUUGUAUUCAGAAAAUUUAGAUGAGACAACAACUUCUGAGUACAAAGAUUUAUUAGAGCCUAUAAAGAUUCCGGGUUGCAUUCCGGUUCAAGGAUCGGAUCUGCCUGACCCAUUCAACGAUCGAACUAGCGAAACAUACAAGGAGUUUCUUGAAGGUAGCAGGAGAUUUCUCUUAGCUGAUGGUAUAUUGGUUAAUACAUUUUUUGAUUUGGAAGCAAGCACCAUAAAAGAAUUGCAAGAACAAGAAAGAAGAGGAAUGGUACCUUGUAUUCAUGCAAUUGGACCAUUUGUACAACAUGAGUCUAGUAUGAUUGAGGGAAAUGACAAUAAUACCUUGGAGUGCCUAAACUGGUUGGAUAAGCAACAAGAAAAUUCUGUUUUGUAUGUGUCAUUUGGGAGUGGUGGGACAAUUUCUCAUAAACAAAUCAUUGAGCUUGCAUUAGGAUUAGAACUUAGUGGUCAAAAGUUCUUGUGGCUACUAAAACCACCUAGCAAAUUUGACAUUAUUUUUGACUUUGGGAAUUUUAGUGAGGAUCCUUUAAAAUAUCUACCAAGUGGGUUUUUGGAGAGAACAAAAGAACAAGGAAUUAUUGUUCCAUACUGGGCACCCCAGAUCAAAAUUCUUGGUCAUGCUGCAAUUGGCGGGUACCUAUGCCAUUGUGGAUGGAAUUCAAUUCUUGAAAGUGUUGCUCAUGGAAUUCCAAUGAUUGCAUGGCCACUCUUUGCUGAACAAAGGAUGAAUGCUGCUUUAUUUUGCAAUGGUUUGAAAGUGGCAAUUAGGGCUAAGAUUAAUGAGAUGGGAAUAGUUGAAAGAGGAGAGGUUGCUGAGGUUAUAAAGAAUUUAAUGAUUGGUGAUGAAGGUAAGGAAAUUCGCCAAAGAAUGAGAGAAUUGAAAGGAAGUGCAGAAGAUGCAAUCAAUGAAGGUGGAAGCUCGACAAGAACACUAACACAGUUGGUACUGAAAUGGAAAAACUUAGAAUAG
Messenger RNA from Arachis stenosperma, 1422 nucleotides. RefSeq names its product hydroquinone glucosyltransferase-like. The transcript has a single exon. NCBI's taxonomy places the organism in Eukaryota, Viridiplantae, Streptophyta, Magnoliopsida, Fabales, Fabaceae. Gene Ontology annotation, molecular function: UDP-glycosyltransferase activity. The coding region runs from base 1 to 1422 and encodes 473 amino acids. The record is from RefSeq and is a predicted model, not a curated record.